AAAUCAAGAUACCAAGAUGGCAGUCAGUUCAUUUCACCGUGGGCAAUGGGCCUCACAGUCCUUGAGAGUUACGGCAAAGGAGCUCUCCAUUGUUGGUGUGCGAGGCAAAAGCACGGCCAUUGCUGAACGAUUUUCCAAGUACCAGAAAGCAGCAGAAGAAACAAGUUCAGACAAGAAAAAAUCUCUGGAGAAAUCGACUCCUUCCAUGCGCAACGGCAAUCUGAGUAUCCUAAAGCAGCUCUGGGAACAACCAGCCGAGACGCCUAGAUCUCCAGAACCCCAAAUGCACUCACGGCAGACGGAGAUCCAUCAGCAGCACCCUUUAGAUCCCAGUGUUGACACUCCACUGGAAUCCACAGACGUCCAGAUGUUGAGCGACAGUGACCAGCCGAUGGAGAAGUGGACGCCAAGAGAUGUGGAGACUCCCACUGUGCCUCUCAACAGCCUGAAGAUGAUGUUUGAGAAAGGAGAGACCAUUCACAACAAUGUGUCCAGAGAACCAGGGAAAACAGGAGACAGUGGAUCUGAGAAUAUGGAACCAGGAGACAAAGAAAGUCUUGACUCUGGAGUCAAAAUGGUGGAGUCAACCCCUCUCAGGGACAGAAUGGCCAUGUACCAGGCAGCUGUGACUAAGCACGAUUUCCCUUCCUCCCCCACCAGUGAACCAGCAGAUAAUGAAGUCCGGAGUCACAGUGGGAAGCAGAAGGAAAAUGUGCCGCCAGUGUGUGCUGAUGUGGGCUCUGAAUCCAACUCUAUGAAAAGUCCCACUACAGACAAGAAUGGCUCUGUUAUAAGUCCGGAACAAAACCAGUCUAAAGCUGCUAGGAAGUUCCGUUUGCCUGUCCGUGAAACCUGUGUGACGUGCCUUAAGACCGUGUACCCGCUAGAGAAACUUGUAGCGAAUCAGCAGAUUUUCCACAACACCUGCUUCCGCUGUGCCUACUGCAACACUAAACUCAGUUUGGUGAACUAUGCUUCUUUGCACAACAACGUUUACUGCAAGCCACACUACUGCCAGCUGUUUAAAGCCAAGGGCAACUACGACGAGGGUUUCGGCCACCGACCCCAUAAGGAGCUUUGGGAGACUCGAGGAGAAGAAGCCGAGGAGCAAGUGAAGCUCUCACCUCAAGAAACAACCCCCAGCCCAACAGUAGAGGAGUCUCCACUGGUAAAGGUUAAUGUGCUUGCGGCCAGUUUAGAGACCCGAAAACAGGUCGUCUCUGAGAGGGUGGAGAAGCCGCUGGAGACGGGACGCCUCAAGAUAUCCUGGCCUCCACAGUCAGAAGGGGACGAGAGUGCGACCCAUGUGUGUGGAGCCACUGACGGCAGUGGCAUCAAACCCAUCCGCCCGAAAUGGCCUCCAGAGGGCGACUCUGUAUCAAGCAACUCGGACCAAUCUGAUUUUCCAAAGCUUCGCAGGAGCGUCUCUCUCAAGGAGAGAAGCAAACCGUUUUCCAUCUUCAGCGCUCCACCGGUCACUCAACCCAACAAGACAUGCCAAAGAUCUCCUUCAAAUGAGAAGCCAGACUCUUCUGAGGAAAUGUCACCCGUCUCUUCCACCACAGACACGCUGAUCUCUUCCGAGGACAUGACUGAACACAACCAAUCAGAAGAGGAGGAGGAGGAGGAACAGGGUGAGACCAAUGAGGAAAGGAUGGAACAGGAGGAGAAAGUGGAUGUCCAGGAAGAGGAACUUUCCUCUCUGAAGUGCAGCUCACCGGAGAUCAGUCCUGCAUCGUCGCCCGAGAGCGAGUCCGGGCUGGAUCCCGAGGAGAACAAGGCCUCACAAGAUGUGGGCUUCUGGGAUGGAGAAGAAGCUGAGGAAGAUCGAGCUGAUGUGUCCGUGGAGGACCUCAUUAAGAGGAACCGGCAUUACGACGACGAGGACGAGGAUGAGGAUGAUGUGGUCUGACUGAGCGAUAGAUUAGAUGUCCGUGGACUUUCAUUUCCCAGAAGCACCAGCGUAUUUUCAUGUAGUCUGCGUCGUGGGUCUCCGUCUGUCUUUUGUGCAAUUUUUCAUGUCUUCAGCUUUUACAUGUGCCUAUAAAUGUAAAUGAACUAAAAACCAAGUAGUUGUCAGGUUAUUCAGAAGGCUUCUCUAGUCUAGAUGAUACACUACUCUUAGUCAUUUCAAGCCUAGGUUUAGGAUAUUUUAAUUUGUUUGGUACUUUUUCUAUAUUUUAUAUUUUAAUAGACUAGAAUAUUUUAUUCUUAUGCUGUUCAAAUUCAAAAUAUUAGCAUUUCGAAACAAUUGA
Messenger RNA from Rhinichthys klamathensis goyatoka, 2255 nucleotides. It is a transcript of the gene lima1a, whose product is annotated as LIM domain and actin binding 1a. The coding region runs from base 17 to 1912 and encodes 631 amino acids. Gene Ontology annotation, molecular function: actin filament binding. NCBI's taxonomy places the organism in Eukaryota, Metazoa, Chordata, Actinopteri, Cypriniformes, Leuciscidae. Gene Ontology annotation, biological process: actin filament bundle assembly. Gene Ontology annotation, cellular component: actin cytoskeleton; plasma membrane. The record is from RefSeq and is a predicted model, not a curated record. The transcript is spliced from 10 exons.